Messenger RNA from Formica exsecta, 1071 nucleotides. RefSeq names its product odorant receptor 4-like. Gene Ontology annotation, biological process: detection of chemical stimulus involved in sensory perception of smell; sensory perception of smell. Gene Ontology annotation, cellular component: plasma membrane. NCBI's taxonomy places the organism in Eukaryota, Metazoa, Arthropoda, Insecta, Hymenoptera, Formicidae. The record is from RefSeq and is a predicted model, not a curated record. The transcript has 9 exons. Bases 10 to 1071 code for a protein of 353 amino acids. Gene Ontology annotation, molecular function: odorant binding; olfactory receptor activity.
CUAGUAACUAUGACCGAGCUUUCUGUGAUGAUUCCACAGAUAGGCAAAUUUAUUCAAUGUGACAGAGACAUGCAUUGUAUUUUUAUGAUAUUACCGACAUAUCUAAUGCAUAUUGUGAUUAUGGUAAAGCUAUAUACGUGUCAAUUUAACAGUGACAAAAUUAAAGACCUUACUGAUCAGUUGUAUAGCCAUUGGAAAAAUUUGGAAAGCCCGGAAGAGUACGAAAUUAUGAAAACGUAUGCAGCAAAAGCGAGAUUGUUUUCUUUAAUAUAUUCCUCGUAUUAUAUCAUAUGUUGUCCUAUGUUUGUAUUUGUUUCUCUCACACCGCAAAUAUUAAAUAUCGUGUUACCGCUCAACGAAUCCCGCCCUAUGUUAAUGCCUUAUGAAGCCCAUUAUUUCGUCCACGAUGACAGAGAAUACUUCUAUUACAUUUUCUUUCACGCUCUUGUAGCUAUACUAAUAGUUAUAACGGGUAUACUCGCGCAUGAUUGUAUGAUCCUGACUUAUGUCGAACAUGUCUGCAGCAUUUUCGCUGUAGCUGGAUUUCGUUUCGAAAACUUGGCAUGUAAUAAAGAUACAGAUUUGAUAAAUAAUAAUCUAAUUAAUAUGUACAAUCAAAAAAUAGCUAUCUCUGUGCAUACACACUUGCAAGCCUUACAAUUCGCGGAACUUCUGGAAGAUGCUUUCUCCAUAACUUUCGCCAUACAAAUAGCGAUAGUUACCGUAGCGAUGAGUAUCAGUUUAUUGCAAUUAGCAGUACAAUUAGAUGAUACUCUGGAAAUGAUGAGAUAUACGGCAUUUGUCGUUGGUCAAUUGAUUCAUUUAUUUUGCUUCAGUCUACAAGGCCAAAGAUUGUUAGACCACAGUUUAAAAAUACACGAUAAGAUAUACAAUUGCUCUUGGUACAAUAUACCUGUCAAAUCGCAAAAGUUACUUCUAAACGUAAUGAGAAGGAGCUUGCAACCGAAUAUUUUGAGCGCCGGUGGAAUUUAUAUUUUUUCCUUAAAAAGUUUCACUACGGUUCUACAAUCUUCGAUGUCAUAUUUUACCGUACUCGCGUCCUUCCAGUAA